Molecule: messenger RNA, 1459 nt
Organism: Cantharellus anzutake
Lineage: Eukaryota; Fungi; Basidiomycota; Agaricomycetes; Cantharellales; Hydnaceae
Product: P-loop containing nucleoside triphosphate hydrolase protein
Exons: 11
Coding region: 74-1441 (455 amino acids)
Biological process (GO): proteasome-mediated ubiquitin-dependent protein catabolic process
Cellular component (GO): proteasome regulatory particle, base subcomplex
Molecular function (GO): proteasome-activating activity; ATP binding; ATP hydrolysis activity
Source: RefSeq, a predicted model, not a curated record
CAAACGCGAAGUGUGGCUGUGCUCAGACAGCCCCAUUUAAUCUCGUGUCUGGGACGCGUAAGAGGCUGCCAACAUGCCACCCAAAGCCGAUUGGGACAAAUAUGACAAACGUUUCAGUGAAAGAAAAGAGGAGAAAAUAAUCGCUCUUGACGACAACGAUAUACAAAUAUUAAAGACAUACGGCCAAGGCCCGUAUGCUGCUCAACUCAAGAGAGUAGAAAGUGAUAUAAAAGAGGUUCAGAAGCGAGUCAACGAGAAGAUGGGCGUUAAGGAGUCCGACACCGGCCUCGCACCUCCAAACCUUUGGGACAUUGCCGCCGACAAGCAGAGGAUGAGUGAAGAUCAGCCUCUGCAGGUUGCGCGAUGCACGAAAAUUAUCCGUAUGGACCCCGAGAAAGCUGCUCGCGCAGCUGCCAUGAAUCGGCCAGGUGCGGAACAAGGCCAGAAAGGCGCCGAUGAGCAAGACCAAUAUGUUAUCAAUAUCAAGCAGAUUGCUAAAUUUGUCGUCGGUCUCGGUGAACGUGUCGCGCCCACUGAUGUGGAGGAAGGAAUGCGUGUUGGAGUGGAUCGUAACAAGUACCAAAUUCAGAUCCCAUUGCCUCCAAAGAUUGACCCUUCUGUCACCAUGAUGCAAGUCGAAGACAAGCCAGACAUUACCUACUCGGACGUCGGGGGCUGCAAAGAUCAAAUCGAAAAAUUAAGGGAGGUUGUUGAGACACCUUUGCUUUCUCCAGAACGUUUCGUCGCUCUAGGCAUCGAUCCCCCGAAGGGGGUCAUGCUGUACGGUCCUCCUGGAACUGGUAAGACACUCUGUGCCAGGGCGGUAGCCAACCGAACGGAUGCCACAUUCAUCCGAGUUAUUGGGUCCGAGCUCGUUCAAAAAUAUGUUGGCGAAGGUGCUCGUAUGGUUCGUGAACUGUUCGAGAUGGCUCGUGGAAAGAAAGCAUGCAUCAUCUUCUUUGAUGAAGUCGACGCUAUUGGCGGGGCCCGUUUUGACGAUGGAGCUGGGGGCGACAAUGAAGUACAGAGGACAAUGCUGGAGCUCAUUAACCAGUUGGAUGGCUUUGAUCCUCGGGGUAACAUCAAAGUUAUCAUGGCGACCAAUAGACCCGACACGUUGGAUCCAGCGCUACUCCGUCCAGGUAGAAUCGAUCGAAAGAUCGAGUUUGCACUUCCCGACACGGAAGGGCGAGCGCACAUCUUAAGAAUUCAUGCUCGUAGCAUGAGUGUCGAGCGCGACAUCCGUUUUGACCUCAUAGCUCGCUUGUGCCCGAACACUACAGGGGCCGAGCUGAAGUCUGUAGCAACAGAGGCGGGCAUGUUUGCUAUCCGCGCCCGAAGGAAGGUCGCGACCGAGCGUGAUUUUUUGGACGCCGUCGAGAAAGUAGUUCGGCAAGGCACGAAAUUUUCAAGCACACCCUUAUAUCAAGUGUACAAUUAGAAGGGUUUGGCCAACGUC